AAACAUGGCGACGUAGCAACAGGUGGUGUCGGACUUCUACUGUCAACGUCUUGGAAUAAUCGCCGGACAAUGCACUUGACAUUUCCCAAACGGAAGGGUUACUACACCUGGGAGGAGUUACGAUGCCUCGCCAGGGCCCUCGGUUACCAGGUGGACGUUUUCGAGCGGGUGAUUCCGGACUUUGCCGAGGGAGAGGCCGGAGUGAGUUUCCGACAGGUUUCUCGGUUGAUGGAACUGAACUUCUUCAACGAGGCUUUCCACCUGACGUAUAACCUCCACACGGCACACUACAACUGUCAGCUCAUCAAGAAAUGUCUGGUCCUUUUGGAUCACCGCUUUCUCAACUUUCAGGAGAUCCACGAAAUACGGGUGGCAUACGUAGCCUACGAACACCACGAUAUGCACGGAAUGAUAAUAAACGAAAAGGCGUUGUUACGUACACUGAAGAUGUGCGGCCGCACGGUGGCGCCCCUGAAACUCAUGCACAGAGUUAAACACCUGAAGGAAAACUACGAAGCCAAGGGACGCAUUCAGAUCUACGAGUUCAUGGAUCUACUCAUCCUCUGCAAGAUGUGGGACGACGUCAACGUCAAAGACACUCGCGUCAAAGGACCAGACAAGAACUGGCGAAGACUCUACCAAAUGGACAAGGUGAAAGAAGUCUUCCACACCUACGACGAAAAAGUCUUCGAACUUCUGAACAAGGAAUUCGAAGCAACGGAGCUAAAUUACGGAGAUGUGAGUUUCGGUGACAGAAAACAGUUCCGGGAAAAUCCUGUCGACAAAGAAAAGAACACAGAACAGUUUAAGACUCAUACUACAACGUACAAGCGGCUUCAGAAAAUUAUAGAUAGCACCACACAACAAGUGAUACAAGCGCGAGCUCACGGUAUAGCAAAGAACAAGGACAGGCCGACAUCUGCCUCGCAAUUGGAUGAACAGUUAAUUGAAUCAUCUCCUGAAAGAGACCAAUCUCCAAGUGGUUUGGGAAGGAGAGCGUCAGACAAAGGGGUUGAAAGGGGGAACCAAAAUAAUCAGUACCACGAUAGAUCCAAACGUAUGUCGGCAAUCUCUGCGCGAAGUAGCGUGUCGUACGCGUCGGGGUCCCGCGGACACAUAGCCCGGUCUCUCGGGAGAAAAAGCAGGGCUACCACGGCGACGUCCCGGCGGCAGUCCUCGGUGGGGAAGAUCACGGAGUCCGACUGGACGCUGGUCGUGCCUGUCCCGAAGUUGAAGACUCCGGACUACAAGAGACCGAAAACGGCCACCCUGGUGACAAGGGACGACCUGGAGAGGCAAAAUGACGAGCUGAAAAAGCUGCAGUACAAUCUAGAAACUUUGGAAGUGAAAACGAAGGUCCACCUAGACGAAGACAUCGACAUCGCACUGGGGAAGGGUUUCCGGAUCCGGUCGGCGAAGCGAAAGGCCGAAGCCGAGAGGAACCGUCCGCCGGAACCCAAGCCUCCGCGCCCGCCGCGGUCUCCAGUCCCGUCCCCGGAAUCCCUCCGUAGACUGUCCAGUCCCAGACCUAGGACUCCGAAAGGACACUCCAAUCUCUGCGACGCUGUAAAGCUAGGAAUCGCUCCAACAGAUGAUUCUCGUAGUGAAAAAUCGGGCAAGAAAGGACGAAAGAAGAAGAAGAAAAAGUCGGGCAAAAAGAAAACCAAGGGGCACCAGUUUUCGUUCACCGUGGGUAGAUCUCGUAUGAUGAGCGCUUGGGACGAUGAUGAGACAAGCACUGAUACCGAAGAUGCCUCAACGUUUUCCAGCGUGACCGAGGAUAGGGUUCCGACCCAAGGGGAGAAACCAUCCAUCCUCAAAGACAUUCUCUACGGAGUUGAUGGCGAAGAAAUAGUUGACGAUGACGUCCAAGAGUCGUAUCGAAGCGUCAGUGGAUCGACGCCUGUAACGCCAUCUAGCGAGUUUACAGAACAUGACAGAACCGUAGUGACCCCACCUGAGUUCCCGCCAAAACCUCCUCCUCCUCCCCCGCCCCCAACCUCCGUCUCGUCUGCGGUCAAAAAUAAACCGCGGGAAAAGAAGGUCCACGAGCCUAAGAGAAAGGUUGACUCCCCCGGUAAGGGUCUCGGUCAAAGACAGCUUUCUACCAUCCUGGAGUCGACGCUACAAAGAGAAGAAGAAGAAACUGGCUCAGACGAAGAGGACAGUGACAAAAGAAUGUGGAAAGAAUGGAUGAAAUACGAGCAAGGAGAAGACGACAUGACAGAAGAAGAGGAGGAAGAAGAUGAGCGCGUAGAGGAGACGAAAAAAGGCAGUAGGAGGAGCAGUCGAGUUCGCUCGGUGUCUAUCGUGACAGAAGAACAAGGCGAAGACGAAGAUUUCUGGAAGGACAUCACCAGUGAAACUGUCGUCCAAGCAGUCGUGAAAAACAUCAAGAUGGAAGAGGCGGCGGUUGAACAGAAGUUUUCCCCCAGCCUGACCCGGCUGGAGAAACUGCAGAUGGAAUACCACGCGAGGACGCGACCGGCCAAACCCACCAUAGUACAGGCACGGCGAUUGGUCGGCAGAGUAAGAGAAGAGGCGUCCAAAGGGUUGAAGAGGGCUCUGCUACGUCCUCUGUCAUAGGAUA
Molecule: messenger RNA, 2590 nt
Organism: Branchiostoma belcheri (Belcher's lancelet)
Lineage: Eukaryota; Metazoa; Chordata; Leptocardii; Amphioxiformes; Branchiostomatidae
Exons: 3
Coding region: 70-2586 (838 amino acids)
Source: RefSeq, a predicted model, not a curated record